CACUUUGAAGGUGAGUGGUAAGAUUUUUCUGUGCAUUUCUCUCACUUUUUCUGAAUACCGACAGAUCCUAAGAGCUGACUGGACAGUGUCAAGGAAUUCGAAUUUCGUGCAUGGAUUUCCUCUCAAAGAACGACCUGACAUCGUUUGAUUUGAGAAAUAACCAUGGCAGGACGUACUAAUAACAAGAAGGCAGGACUUGAGAUCCAGGAGGGGAAAGAUGACGCCUUUGUGUGUUAUGGGUAUCACCGAAGUAGAGCAUGGACGUGGCUGAGCUAUACUUUGUGUGUCUGCACCGUAGGACUUGCAGCUCUUGUUUUCUACUGGAAGCCCGAUUGGUGGAUUAAGUUCACGUGUCGGGUUUGUGAUCUUAGGGACGCUGACAGCAUCAUCAUAAAGGAUAUCUAUCAACGUUACCACGUUUGCCCACUGCGGACAAUGGAAGUAAACUCAAAGAGUGUUUGUGGACCAAAGAGUCUUAAGAAAUUAUUACACCGCGAUGUCGUGAUUGGCGGUAUGUUGAAGUACGUGAAAUUUCAGAAAGUUCGUUACAUGUGGGACCCAAAAGAAGAAACGUUCUUUAAGCUCAGAGUUCUCGAUGGUGCCAACAGCUGUUCUGAAUUUUAUGACAAGCUACAGAACGGUCUCUCCGAGAAAGAGGCAAACAAAAGGCGAUUCCUAUAUGGCGACAACAAAAUUAUCAUUCGUGUACGUCCAAUCAUUGUCCUGCUCAUCCAAGAGGUUUUAAAUCCCUUCUACAUCUUCCAGCUUUUCAGCGUCGCACUGUGGCUUUCUGACAACUAUUAUUACUACAGCGGAUGCAUCAUCCUUAUGUCUGCUGUGUCUAUCACAGUGGCGUUGUAUACAACAAGAAAGCAAAGCAUUACGCUAAGGGACAUGGUUGAGUCCAACACAACCGUCGAAGUGUUGAGAAAAAGCGGAGCAUGUAUCAAAGUGCCAGAAGACCAGCUGGUGCCUGGUGACGUCAUGGUUCUUCCUCCUGAAGGCUGCGUGAUGACAUGUGAUGCAGUGUUACUGACCGGCAACUGUAUCGUCAACGAGAGUAUGUUGACGGGUGAGAGUGUUCCGGUGACCAAGACUCCGUUGCCUUGCGCCAUGGGAUCAGACGGUGAGGAGGACUCCGGAUACAAUGCAGACAAACAUAAACGCCAUACGCUGUACUGCGGAACGCACAUAAUACAGACGCGCUACUAUGGCGGCGAGAUGGUUAAAGCGGUCGUCGUACGAACGGGAUUUUCGACUGCUAAGGGUAAUCUGGUGCGCUCCAUUCUGUACCCUAAACCAAUGGAUUUUAGCAUGUUGAAAGAUGCGAUACUCUUUCUUUGUGCACUCGCCACAUUUGCUGUCAUUGGUAUCAUCUACGCAAUCGUAGUUUUUGUCAAUUUUGGCAACGAUGGGAGUUACAUUGUCAGACGCGCUCUGGAUGUCAUCACAAUUGCUGUGCCACCUGCUCUACCUGCCUCCCUUACCAUUGGCAUGCUGUUCGCUCAGCUUCGUCUGAAAUCUAAAGGUAUCUUCUGCAUCAGUCCACAGCGGAUCAACACGUGUGGAUCUCUGAAUGUCGUCUGCUUCGAUAAGACUGGUACCCUUACCGAAGACGGCCUUGACUUGAUGGGAGUCCAGCUUGCUGGAAGCGGGAUUUUUGGUGAACUCAAGACAUCUGUUGCCGACGAUACCACUGGACAUCACCUUGCUGCCAUGGCAACGUGUCACUCUCUGACCAUCAUCAAUGGAGAAUUAAGUGGUGACCCCAUUGACCUGAAGAUGUUUCAAGCCACGGGAUGGGACUUGGAGGAACCGACUAGCAAGGAGACUACAAACUUUGACAUACUGGUACCCACCAUCGUACGGUCACCAUUGAAAACAGAUGAGCGUGAGAUAGGUGUCCUGAGGCAAUUCCCGUUCUCCUCCGACCUUCAACGGAUGAGUGUGAUCACGCGCACUCUGAGUGAAGAAACCAUGCGACUCUACGUCAAAGGAUCUCCAGAAAUGAUAGCGUCUCUCUCCAAAUUAGCAACAAUUCCUGCCAAUUUUCAAGACCAACUCAACUCAUACACCCAGGAUGGAUUUCGAGUGCUUGCCUUGGCUACCAAAGAGCUUGAUCCAAAUCUCACCUGGCAUAAAGCAAGACAAAUAAACAGGAGCCAAGUGGAGAAUGACCUGAUAUUCCUGGGCCUUCUGAUCAUGCAGAACAAGCUUAAACCAGAGACCAAGCCGGUCAUCCAAGAGCUUCAAGCCGCUGGUAUCAGAACAGUCAUGGUAACAGGUGAUAACAUCUUGACAGCGAUCAACGUCGCUCGUAAAUGUGACAUGAUACCAGCGGGUGAAGACAUUGUCAGAGUGGAGGUAGAGGAGGAUAACGAAGGAAAUAAACUGCGUCUUACUCGGCUGACAGGAUGCAAGGAGAAGAAGACGAUUGGUCAGGAUCACCUUGACGAUGGAGACUGUGACGAGAUCCAUCUUCAGAUUGAAUCCACAGUUGGUCGUAGGACGCACUACGCAAUUGAUGGCAAAUCAUUCAAAGCAGUCAGGGGACUAAACACCGACGCCCUUGCAACACUUGCUGUUCAAGGCACGGUCUUUGCUCGAAUGACACCAGAUCAGAAAGCUCAACUUGUUGAGUCUCUUCAAGAUUUGGAGUACCGGGUUGGUAUGUGUGGCGAUGGAGCUAAUGACUGCGGAGCGUUAAAGGCAGCACAUGCUGGAGUGGCACUGACAGAAACAGAGGCCUCCGUAGCUUCACCAUUUACGUCCAAAAUACAAAACAUAUCCUGCAUUCCUACAGUGGUCAAAGAUGGUAGGGCUGCGUUGGUGACGUCAUUUGGUAUGUUCAAGUUCCUGGCUCUAUACAGCAUGAUUCAGUUCAUCACCGUCAUCAUCUGUUACUCGUUUCAUUCGUUUUUGAGCGAUUUCAUGUUCAUGUACGCCGACAUCUUUGUCUGCACAACAGUCGUUCUCUUCAUGGGACGAAAUGACGCUUACCACGUCAUCGCACCCAAGAAGCCGCCGAGUAAACUGGCUAUCUUCCCCGUGAUCUUCUCUGUGAUAACUCAAGUCGCUAUUCAGGCAGCCUGUCAAGUCGCUGUCUUCUUCAUUCUCCAGGAGCAACCGUGGUUUGUUCCUCUGGUUCCCGAACAAAACUCCAAGAACCUGGUGGCCUGGGAAACGACAUCUGUAUUUCUGGUGUCAAUGUUUCAGUAUUCCACAGUUGCCAUCAUCUACACGCCCAGGAAACCCUAUCGGAGAGCCAUCUAUACCAAUUAUUUGUAUCUGGUUGACUUGAUCAUAAUCCACGCAUGUAGCCUGGUCAUUCUCUUCUAUCCGCCCACGGCGAUUGAAGAUCUUUUUAAGUUGAAGCAUAUCCCCAGCUUUCGCUUCAAGGGGAUCAUUUUUGGCGUGGUGUUGCUCAACUUCAUCUUAUCUGCGUUGGUAGAGCUCGUCCUCGUUUCCAGUCGUACAUUGAUGGGGUUUCUGUCUUGUAAACGCUUCCGUAAAGUCUCCCUACCAACGUAUGAAGAGUUCAAGAUAAAACCAAUCCGCCUGAGCGACGAUUCCUAAGGAUAGAUGGCAUUUAAGUCAAUUUCUGAAGUGUGCACAAAGUGAGAAAGUACCGUGUUGGUUUUGGGGUAAUCUACGCGAUGAAUAAAGCUUAUUCGUGGUGAAAAUUUGGAUUAUGUGCCAUGUAUCUAUCGUCGUGAUUGGAGAUUUCUUGUCACACAUGGAGGCAAUGAUUUCUGAAAAUUCAGCACUGCCUCCCCGGCAAGUGCGUAGUCGGUGGUGGGGGCUUAAAGGCGGCUUUCCAUGUACGUUUUAGGGGUGCGUUGCGUACACGAUGCGUUCAUGCGUUUCACUUCCACGGACACAAAAUUCGACUCCGUCAACGGAACACACGUGUGCGUUGCAUUGUCGUCAAAAUCGCUCCGGGAACGAUUUUGGCUGAUACGCAAGGCUUGGCACAAGUGUUGAUACGCAUAUGGAAAGGCACCUCAAGGGUGCGCGUAGUCAGUGACUUGAAAAGUGUGUGGGUGUGGGGGGCGGGUAAUUAUAUUUGUAAUCCCCUUCGUCAAAAAGUGUGGGGGAGAGGGUAUUUCGCCCACCCCUGGGAUCUCCGCCAUUGUUUAUUGUUUUCUGUGUAAUCUGCUCGAUGGGGUGGUGCCAGACUAUCUGAGGUUCCAAGCAUCACAUCCAUCUCUUUUAAUAUGGCUAAAACAUUAAGUAAUCGCAAAUUUUAAAUUGGUCAUCACCGUAAAAUAUUGAUUUAUAAUAUAUAACUUUUAUAUAAUUGCUUCCAUGUUUACCCCCAGAUCCCACGAAUAAAAAGCUAACCGCCUUCAGUUCAGUAUUAUUUGACGAAAAAAUGAAUAUGAAAUUCAAGUUAUGUAGGGCCUACAGUUUUGCUUUCCGUGUUAAAAGCUUUGCUCUGAAAAAGUUUGAAUAGAUAUAAACCCGUAAAUUGCCAACCUUGGAGAUAAAUAUUCAUUAUUGUAUUGAUACUACGCAGAUGGUCUUGAAGUAAACGCCCAAGUCUUCUUCGGUUCGAGUAAAAGACGUUUUAUAAUAUAUCCUAGGUAUGCCGCAAAUUGUAGAAAGGAAGGUCUUAAUCUCUUGCCUUUGUUUUUUUUUUCUCUCAAGAAAAAAGUCUUUAAUCAUUGUACAUAAUUUCGGAAACAGUCUGAGAAUGACGCCCAUUGUAAAAAUUACCAUCUUUGUUGUUCUCAACAUAAUACGAUGGUAUAACAUAACCCCUGAAGAAAACGUUGGGCUGGAACCUAAAAUUUGACUUUAAUUAAAAUCAAAGUGCGCCUACAAACCUGCAGUUUUUGUACAUAUGUUUCAGCUUUGUAGAUUGUUGAUAUUUCUCAAUGUUUAGAACAUGGACUGCUGAGCUUUUUAUCAACUUAUAGUUGUGACCUCGUAUAAAAAUAGAUGAACUAAGUCUACCAUUGCAUGCCCUUCCGAGUGAAUGUGAUACAAACUUCCUGACCUAAUACAAAGUCAGGCGAAAUUCUUUUAAAUACUACUAACUGUCCUAGGUACCUAUAAAUUCAAACUAAAUUCGAUUUCAGCGAACAUUCAACGAAUUUUGAAGUUGUGACGAAAAAAUAAAAGGUGAUAUCAA
Messenger RNA from Acanthaster planci (crown-of-thorns starfish), 5137 nucleotides. Its product is annotated as polyamine-transporting ATPase 13A3-like. The record is from RefSeq and is a predicted model, not a curated record. Lineage: Eukaryota; Metazoa; Echinodermata; Asteroidea; Valvatida; Acanthasteridae. Gene Ontology annotation, molecular function: ATP binding; ATP hydrolysis activity; polyamine transmembrane transporter activity. Gene Ontology annotation, cellular component: late endosome membrane. Gene Ontology annotation, biological process: polyamine transmembrane transport; intracellular calcium ion homeostasis.